GACAUGCCCAAUCCCACAUGACUCGCGCCGCAUACCAUACCCUCCCUCCUCUGGCCCACACGCAACCCAACCCAACCCCACCCCGCUACCGCACUACCGAUACUCGCACAGUACUGCCACGCUGUCCAGCCCCGCCUGUCUGCCAUCAAAUCCCAAAUAACCCCGAACCUAGUCUCUCGCCCCUCAUUUCAACAAAGCCCGUCGAAUCGUCACAUAGUUAGUACAAGUCACACACAUGUCACGUUUUAAGUAAAGCACGAAUAAUCCGCUGUCUCAAGACCCUCGGACAGCUAUCCCAUCCACAUUCAUUUCCCAUUCUCUAAACCCUAUUUUGUAUGUAUCACACUCAAGAAAAGACGAAGAGGAAGAAGAAGAAAUUA
Messenger RNA from Mytilinidion resinicola, 380 nucleotides. RefSeq lists its product as uncharacterized. The record is from RefSeq and is a predicted model, not a curated record. The coding region runs from base 18 to 221 and encodes 67 amino acids. The transcript has a single exon. NCBI's taxonomy places the organism in Eukaryota, Fungi, Ascomycota, Dothideomycetes, Mytilinidiales, Mytilinidiaceae.